AUGGGAUUAAAAGCUAAGAGGCGAAUUCUCAUAUCUGGCACACCAAUACAGAACGAUUUGACUGAAUAUUUCAGUUUAGUACAUUUUGUUAAUGAAGGAAUACUUGGCACGGCCCAAGAAUUUAAAAAGAGAUAUGAAAAUCCAAUUCUUAAAGGACAAGAUGCGUUAGCAAGUACGCAGGAGAGGGAGAGAGCACAAGAGUGCUUACAGACUCUUACGUCUAUUGUAAAUAAAUGUAUGAUUCGUCGAACAAGCAGCCUACUUACAAAAUACUUGCCGGUCAAGUUUGAACAAGUAAUCUGUGUUAAAAUGACACCACUACAAACACAAAUUUAUAAGAACUUCAUUAAUUCAGAUACAAUUAGGAACAAAUUCGCAGGCACAGGGGAUAAAAACACUCUCAGUGCAUUGUCCAGUAUUACUAUGUUGAAAAAAUUAUGUAAUCAUCCAGAUUUAGUGUACGACAAAAUUAUGGAACGGUCAGAAGGCUUUGAGAAAGCCAGAGAUCUUUUACCAAGUAAUUACGACAUAAAAGACGUGAGACCCGAAUACUCAGGAAAAUUAAUGAUUCUUGACUGUAUUUUAGCCAAUUUGAAAAUGAAUACAGACGAUAAAAUCGUUCUUGUAUCGAAUUAUACUCAAACUCUCGAUUUAUUUGAGAAAUUAUGUCGUAAACGACAAUAUUUGUAUGUGAGGCUAGAUGGUUCUAUGACAAUAAAGAAAAGAGCUAAAGUAGUCGAAAGUUUUAACGAUAAGAAUUCCAAAGAAUGGAUAUUUAUGUUAAGUUCUAAAGCUGGAGGUUGUGGUCUCAAUCUUAUUGGUGCUAAUCGACUAAUCAUGUUUGAUCCUGAUUGGAAUCCUGCAAAUGACGACCAAGCCAUGGCCAGGGUUUGGCGUGAUGGGCAAAAGAAAGUCUGCUAUAUCUACCGCCUUCUUGCCACGGGGACGAUCGAGGAGAAAAUCUUCCAGCGCCAAGCCCACAAAAAAGCGUUAAGCGACACAGUUGUAGACCAGAAUGAGGACUCUUUGCGACACUUUACAUCCGACGAUUUAAAAGACUUGUUCCGCCUCGAAGAAAACACGCUAUCGGAUACACACAACAAAUUCAGAUGCAAGCGUUGUGUGAAUAACAUACAAGUAACAUUGCCCCCAGAAAAUUCUGACUGUACGUCUGAUUUAUCGAAUUGGUACCAUUGCGCGGAUAAAAAGAACCUCGCGGAUUUAGUAUUAAAACAGUGUUGGGAUCUUGCAAAGAGCAUUUCGUUCGUCUUCCACCACCGAUCAGCUCAAACAGAAGCACAGAAAAACAUGGAAGAAGACAAAGAAAAUGUUCAAGCCAAGAAGAAAAGAAAAAUUGAAAUCGAUGAAGAUUAUUCCGAGCCUGAUGACAGUGCUGAUGAAGAUUAUGAAUAG
Colias croceus (clouded yellow) is the source of this 1413-nucleotide messenger RNA. It is a transcript of the gene okr, whose product is annotated as DNA repair and recombination protein RAD54-like. The transcript has a single exon. NCBI's taxonomy places the organism in Eukaryota, Metazoa, Arthropoda, Insecta, Lepidoptera, Pieridae. Gene Ontology annotation, cellular component: nucleus. Gene Ontology annotation, molecular function: ATP binding; ATP-dependent chromatin remodeler activity; DNA translocase activity. The record is from RefSeq and is a predicted model, not a curated record. Gene Ontology annotation, biological process: double-strand break repair via synthesis-dependent strand annealing; reciprocal meiotic recombination. The coding region runs from base 1 to 1413 and encodes 470 amino acids.